CUUAAAACUUUUUCUGAUGACACUCGCAUACAUAAACUAGGCAACCAGAAAGUUUGAAUAUUUGAUCAAGGAAACCGAAAAAAUUUGAUUGUAAAAAUCCGAAGAAUGGAUGCCGAAAGAAGGGAAAAGGAACAUCGACUGGAUCCGCCGCUCUUCGUGACCUGUGACCUGGACCAGUUCCGAGAUCCAGACAAGAAACGAGCCGCCAACGAUGCCUGCGAAGAGCUGGACAAGCUGGAUGCCCAGGACGAGAUCAGUGUGUCGAGCAUCAUCUCGGCUCUUUUGCGACCCAUCGAGCCCUCGGAUGAUCAGUUCAAGGAGUGCGACUGGGGCAUCGAUCCCAAGCAAUUCCUGCCCACCAAACAGGCGGUGAUCUUCAAGGAGCAGCUGUUCAUCUCGAAGCUGCGGAAUACCAACUGCAAGUUGAACGAGAACCUAAAGAUCUUCUUCGAGCGCGAACUGGAGCAGAUUGGGCGGUUCUGCCUGAAUGUGGAGGAAUCCUUUGACGGCUAUGUGAUCUUCAGCAGCAGCAAAAUGAAGAAGGGCAAGGGGAUGGUGGAGUGUGGCCAUCAGUUGAAGGGCAAGUAUGACGACAAGUUCCUGCUGAUCUGCGAGAAGAGGUCAGAGUUCGAUCGGAUCGAUAAUACGCGGGUGGAGAAGACCCUGGAGCUAAGGAAUCAUGCCGAUUUGAUGCUCACCGCCAUUCGAGAAACCAAGAUCAACGAGGAGGUGCAGCGCUUUAAGGCUCGCAUUGACAUUAAGGAUCGUGACCAUGUGUUUGUCCUCGAUGGUGGCAUCAUGCUGCUGAUGCGGCACCUGAUCUGCAACAACUUCGUGGGUACCUUCGAGUACUACACCAUGAACCUGUAUGGUCGAGUCCUUCGCUGCAAUCUGGUGGUCUCCAAGGAACGCAAGGUAGUGCGCAUAUUCUAUCGCACUUACAAGAACGUUGUGCAGAUCUUCACCCAGCAGUGCUUUAACGACGAGCUGCAAGAUGUGGCCGAGACCUUCAUGACCCCCGAGGGUCGCAUUGUCCUGCAUUACUGGCGGGGCUACAACUACCUCCUACACGCCGCUUGCAUGCCGCCGAAGCGAAAGGAGCCCAUCCUGCCUAAGCUGGAACUGUGUUGGCGCCAAAACGACCAGCUGGCCCGCAAGUUCCGGGAACUCAAGGCCCUCAACUAUGAGAACGCCACCAAUUAUUUGAGCAGCAACUCGCAGCUGGCCGAUUUCAUGCAGGACUACGUCCUCAAUCUGCUGCGAUACAAGCCCAGCAAUGUCCUCGAGUUCUCCAUCAUGUUUUUCCAGAACAUGGCCAAGUGAAAUUCGGUCUCUUCUAAAUUUGUAGUUAUUAGUGGGCAAGUGUAUCGGGGUGUACAAAACUAAGGGCCUUUUUCGGAGGGCUAUAAUAUUAUAU
Drosophila suzukii is the source of this 1417-nucleotide messenger RNA. Lineage: Eukaryota; Metazoa; Arthropoda; Insecta; Diptera; Drosophilidae. The record is from RefSeq and is a predicted model, not a curated record.